GCAUCCAACAUCUCCAAUUCUUCUGCAACUUCUUCUCAGCACCACUGAGGGGAAUGCCAGGAAUUGAAUCAAUAUGAAGCCCCGAUAGCGUCGCCUUCACAUCAUGACAGACGUGACUCAAAAACCUCAGUCUGGGGAGGACAAACCUCGUCCCUCGGAACCCAGACUUACUCGCUCCCAACAGCUGAACAAGCUAUACGCUCUUCCAGCUCCCCUCCGAACCUUUCCCCUUCCCACUCUUGUCCCGCACAACCCAUUAUCCCUCUUUCACGUACUCUACGUAUGGUUAUCACAAACAAUCAAGCCACCGUCAUCACAUAUAGAGCCAUUGUAUGAUGGGCACUGGUCUCCGGAAACCCGGUCUGUGCAUAUCACCGAUGGACGGUCGGUCCGAGGGUUGUGGGAGCAGGGAUUCUACGGUAAGGGGAGCUUGAGUCGAAGUGAGCCUAACUGGAUGAAGGGACAAAUAGCUCGAGCCAAUAAAUUGAGAGCUACGAGUGAAGAGCUUACAAGGCAAAGGCGAGAAGAACGGCAGCAGGCCAAGUGGGAGAGAGCAAGGAAAGAAAGAGAAGCUAUUGAUCAGAAGCUUUUGGAAGAGGCUAAAGCCGUUCUGGAGGAGACUGUUGCCAAUGAUGACUCUACUUGGACGGAAGAAAAACCGCUGAAUGAAAGUGACACCAUCUCGACCAUUUCUGAACCUGAUCGGAAUACAUGGCGCAGAAGUCUCAAGUUCUUUCCAUCUCCCGUUGGACCGAUCGAGCUUCUCUCACUGCCAAACUCUUUAUCAGACUUGGAGCACUGGGCGUAUGAUGAUGAGCCUGUCAGUCCAACUCCCAUAGAAGAAGGUACACGACACAGAAGUCGGUCAAUGCCAUCUCCUGUUGGACCGAUCGAGCUUCUUUCUCUACCAAACUCUUCUUCAGACUUAAAGCAAUGGGUGUAUGAUGAACCUUCGAAUCCGAACCCCAUAAAAGAGGACAUGGGGCCAAGAAAGCAGCAGUUUCUACCUCCCGUUGGACCCACCGAGCUUCUCUUGCUACCAAACUCUUCUUCGGACCUGGAGCAUGGGCCAUAUAAUGAUGUAGCUGCCAGUCCGGCAAUUCAUCUAAAAGAGACCCCUGUCAGCCAGCAAUGUGCAGCGCCUACAGGGCCAUUGGAGAUCUUGGCCUUGCCUAAUUCCCUUGAGGAUUUAUCUCUUAGGGGAAAGCCCCUGGAAAGUAGAGAUCACGCCGAGGCAGAACUUGAUAAGUCUACCAAUGGCUAUUCACAUAUCCCGAACGGCAUUGAACCUGAUACAGCGCCUGGUGCGGAGAUUAAUGAUAAAUGGACGAAUGAUUCUGGUGUCAAUGGACGUACUGGAUCUGAAACAUCUGUAAAUGGAACAACUGCGGACAUCCGUGAUGAAGCAAGCAGUAACUCGGUGCAAUCCGAAGAGAUAGUGUCCAAUGGCUUUGCCAGCACAAACGGGGCGCCUGAGACGCCAAAAAUCAAGCGUCAGAAGAGUGUAAGGUUUUCACCCACGGUCGAGCAGAAUACGUUCAUCGAAGGGGAGCCACCAAAUCUCGAAGGGGGCAGCAGCUCAACAGCCGCCUCCAUUGAACUCCAGGAGAAACCUCUUGUCAUCCAAGACCAAGAGCACUUCCAGCUCAUGAUGGAAGAAGCAUUUUUCCUAUCCUACGGCCUUGGUGCCCUGAAAGUGCUCGAUUCCACCAACUCCCCGAUUUCCAAUGAAGAUCUCUUCUACAUGUUCCGAAGAUAUUCACAUUUCACACCCGUCUCCAACCCCAUCCUCUCUCCAGACGACCCAUUUGUUCUCAACUAUGUUGUUUACCACCAUUACCGCUCUUUGGGCUGGUGCGUGCGCGGCGGGGCGAAAUUCUCCUGUGAUUUCCUGCUUUACAACCGCGGACCCGUCUUCUCCCACGCCGAAUUCGCCAUCAUCAUCAUCCCAUCCUACACCGACCCGUACUGGAGCUCGGACGUAUUUAUGCAGAAUUACGUGAAGGGGAGAGAGAAGAAGAGCUGGUCCUGGAUGCAUUGUAUCAAUAGGGUUAUCAGCCAGGUUAAAAAGAAGCUGGUCUUGGUUUAUGUGGAUGUUCCUCCGCCGGUAGACACGGACGCGGAGAGGAAAUUGGGUAUUGAUGGGGUGCUGGGAAGGUACAAGGUUAGGGAGUUUGUCAUGAGGCGUUGGUUAUCGAAUCGGGAGAGGGGAUCGAACGAGGAAAAGGAAAAGGCGUGAGUGUGUGUAUGAUAUGUAGGACUAGACAUGUGAUAUAACACAUGAGAGUUGAACCUCGUGUCUUUCUGGUCGUUUGAUCUAUGAUUCUAUAGACCAUGAACUAAAGCUAAGCUGU
Messenger RNA from Amorphotheca resinae ATCC 22711, 2354 nucleotides. RefSeq lists its product as hypothetical. Lineage: Eukaryota; Fungi; Ascomycota; Leotiomycetes; Helotiales; Amorphothecaceae. The transcript has 2 exons. Gene Ontology annotation, biological process: tRNA splicing, via endonucleolytic cleavage and ligation; tRNA-type intron splice site recognition and cleavage. Gene Ontology annotation, cellular component: tRNA-intron endonuclease complex. The record is from RefSeq and is a predicted model, not a curated record. Gene Ontology annotation, molecular function: nucleic acid binding; tRNA-intron lyase activity. The coding region runs from base 104 to 2239 and encodes 711 amino acids.